This is a messenger RNA of Mesorhabditis spiculigera, 588 nucleotides long. Lineage: Eukaryota; Metazoa; Nematoda; Chromadorea; Rhabditida; Rhabditidae. The record is from the annotation of a GenBank genome assembly.
AUGGCGCGCGACGAGGAAGCCCACGAUGUCGACCAAGAGAACCCGGUGGAUGCCCUCUACAAGCCGCCCGUGCAGAAGUCCGUCAUGGAGAUCCUGGCCUGCGAUGAGGGAGACGAAAGCUUGAAGAGGUACAAGGAGGCGCUUCUCGGAAAUGCUGUCGAUGCCGUGAUCGUGGACCCCGCGGACCCGAAAGUUGUGCUCCUUCGCGAAAUCGUUCUACUCGUCGACGGGCGUCCCGAUGCCGUUCAGGACCUCUCGGAUAGCAAGAAACUCGAAUCCACCUCGUUCAGGCUGAAGGAAGGCGUCCACUAUAAGCUGCAGUUCAAGUUCUACGUCCAGCGCGAAAUGGUGACCGGGCUGCGGUACUCGCAUAAAGUGACGAAGAUGGGGAUUCCAGUGAUAAACGAGCACUUGAUGGUCGGCUCCUACGGCCCGAAGUCCGAAUUGAUCACCUACACAACCCCAUCGGAGGAGGCACCGUCCGGAAUGAUGUCGCGAGGGAAAUAUAAGGUCCAUUCCAAGUUCACCGACGACUACAAGAACGUGUUCGCGAAGUGGGAGUGGACGCUGGAAAUUGCAAAGGACUGG